AUGGCUGGUGACUCGUUGCUAUCAAGCAUAAAGGAUAAAGUGUCCUCGGGUCUGCAGAAGAAGAAUAAGAAUAAAACCAAGAAGAAUGCGGUGAAAGAAGAAUCUACUGGCGACAAACCCAACGAUCAGUCGAAUGACGAUGAUUUAUUGCGUCGUGAAGCACUCGCUUUAGGGGCUACUGAAAAAGAUUUGGAAUUGAUUAAAGAUCUUGGAGAUGAUGAAGCAGAGGAAAGUGAACAAGAAUUUGGAGAUGAAGGUGAGGCAAAGGAGGAUAAGGAAUUCAAUAGUGAACUACAAGGGUUUCUCAAAAAUAUCGGAUUGAACAAGGAAGAAGUUGCUGCUUUUGCAUUAGAAGAAGAAGAAGAAGAAGGAGAUGAAAGAGAUGAAGCAGAGGAAAAACCGCUUAGUUCAGACUCAGACUCAGAAUCAAAACAGGAAGCGCAAGAGGAAUCAGAAUCGGAACCAGAAGAAGAAAAAGAAUCAGAACCAGAAAGUGAAAAACAACAAGAAAAGAAAGACAGCGGAUUCGUGAGUCAAAGCAAUAUGGUCCGUUCAGAUAAUUUAGUAGUGCCACUCGACGAUGUUUGGUACAACAUACCUUUGGAUCCUCAAAUUGCUAGAAACUUGAAGGAAAAAGAUGUAGCAUUGACUAAAGAUCAGAUUGAGAAAUUGUACGAGAGAGGUAAGGAAAGCUUGCUCGCUGAUAAUCAGGUUUAUUACGACGAAUUAACAAAAGAGUCUUCGCAAAGAAAGUUUAUGAACCAGGUCUUAACCAGUGGUACUUUGAACGAUAAAAUCUCUGCAUUGACACUUUUGAUUCAGGAGUCUCCUAUCCAUAACCUAAAAUGUUUCGAGACUCUAGUUUCGUACUGUAACAAAAAAUCUAGAAAUUCCAUUUUGCAAAGUUUGAAUGCUCUAAAGGAUUUAUUCUUGAACGGUUUGCUACCCGACAGAAAACUCAGAUAUUUUAAAAACCAACCAGGAUUAUCAAUGAUGCUCAACAAGAGAACUUUAGCAGUUUUCUAUUUUGAAGACUUUUUGAAAAAGACUUUCUUCAAGAUUCUUGAGGUCUUUGAAAAAUUGUCCCAUGACCCAAUUAUUCAUGUUAGAUUGUCAUGUCUGAAUCAUAUCUUUGACCUUUUAACCAAUAAACCAGAACAGGAGUUCAAUUUGUUAAGGUUAGGUGUGAAUAAAUUAGGUGACAUUGAUUCUAAAGUUUCUUCAAAAGCGUCAUUCUUGUUGCUAAAACUGGAGCAAGCUCACCCCAAUAUGAAGGGCAUUGUCAUUGAUGCAAUUGUGGAUACUUGUUUGAGACCUAACGCCGAUUAUCACACCACUUACUAUUCUGUUAUUACUUUGAAUCAAACGAUCUUGAAGAGAAGUGAAGAUGAUAUAGCGAACAAAUUGAUUAAGACAUAUUUCACACUUUUUGAGAAAUUCUUGAUUAAUUCAGACAGCCAACAUAAUGAUGACAAGGUGAAAGAUACUGAUAAGAGUUAUGAAAAUAAGAGAAAGAAGAAUUUCAAGAAAGGUAAGAAAGGUGGUAAAUCUGUCAAGAAUGAGAAGACUGAAACAGAUGUGAUCAGUGAAAAGAAUUCCAAAUUAUUCAGUGCAUUGCUAACUGGUGUCAAUCGUGCAUUCCCAUUUGCUCAAGUUCCAGCUUCCGUUUAUGAAGCUCAUUUGGAGACGUUAUUCAAGAUCACCCAUUCUGCAAACUUCAACACAUCUGUACAAGCUUUGGUUCUAAUCAACCAAGUUGUGGUCAACGCAAAACUGAAUAAUGACAGAUACUAUAGAACUCUUUACGAGAGUUUAUUGGACUCGAGAUUGGUCACUUCUUCCAAGCAAGGUAUCUACAUGAACCUACUAUACAAGUCUCUGAAACAGGAUACUGAUAACGUGGAACGAGUCGAAGCAUUCGUGAAGAGAAUUUUACAAGUCUGCUCGCAUUGGUUAAAUGUCGGUACGAUCGCCGGUUUUCUUUUCUUGUUACUGCAACUCUCUCAAGCGGUCCCACCAAUUAGAAAUUUACUGAUCAAUUCUCCACUAGAUCACGAAUAUCAAUCAGAUGACGAAGAGAACGCAAAACCAAGAGCUUAUGACAGUCGUAAACGUGAUCCGAAAUUUGCCAAUGCUGAUCAAUCCUCGUUAUGGGAAAUAAUUCAUUUCUCGAAUCACUACCAUCCUACCAUUCAAAUGUACGUUCAAGCCUUCAUCGAAAACAAGAAGGAUGAAGUUGUCAAGCCCGAUCUGGGUCUAUACACCUUGGCCCAUUUCCUAGACAGAUUUGUUUACAGGAACGCCAAACAAAAGCCAACCGUUAGAGGUACGUCUAUUAUGCAACCUCUAUUUGGCGGUUCACAAAUCGAUCAAAGUCUCUUGAUCAGAUCCACCGAUUACGCUACCAACGAAACUCCGGCCAACACUGAAAAUUGGCUAAACAAGAAGGUGCAAGACAUUAAACCCGAUGAAAGGUUCUUCCACCAAUACUUUACCACCAAGCAAGGUUCUAUGAAACCUCAAAAGGAUAAGACCAGUCACGCAGAAGCUGAAGACGACGAGGAGAUGAACGAAGAUGAGAUCUGGAGCGCAUUAGUCAAGUCAAGGCCCGACGUGGAGGACGACAGUGAUGAUGAAGAUAUCGGAUUCAGCGACGAAGAAUUCGGUUCCGAUAGCGACAGCGAAGCCGAAAUUGACCAAGAAGAGGUCCUAGCCUCCGAGGACAACGCUCCGGUGGACGAGAGCGCUGAGGAGCUCGAAGCAUUCUUGCAAAGCGACGAAAACAAUGCGCCAAGUGAUCAAGAAAGUAACAGCGAUGACGACGUGUUCUACAGUUUCUUGGGUGAUGAAACCAAGGAGGAAGAAAACGAUGCAGCCAGUGAAGAGGAAGUAGAGGAGCCAAACGCUUCAGCCAAGCGUUCUCGCGACGGUAAUCAAUCAAAAAAGAGUAAGAAGAGAAAGCUCAAGGAAUUACCACUGUUUGCCUCCGUAGACGAUUAUGCAAAACUUCUCGAUUCGGACGACGCCGACUAA
Messenger RNA from Torulaspora delbrueckii, 3033 nucleotides. RefSeq names its product RNA-binding ribosome biosynthesis protein MAK21 (gene MAK21). Gene Ontology annotation, cellular component: nucleus. NCBI's taxonomy places the organism in Eukaryota, Fungi, Ascomycota, Saccharomycetes, Saccharomycetales, Saccharomycetaceae. The transcript has a single exon. The coding region runs from base 1 to 3033 and encodes 1010 amino acids. The record is from RefSeq and is a predicted model, not a curated record.